This is a messenger RNA of Arabis nemorensis, 3459 nucleotides long. The record is from the annotation of a GenBank genome assembly. Lineage: Eukaryota; Viridiplantae; Streptophyta; Magnoliopsida; Brassicales; Brassicaceae.
AUGGUGUUCAAGAAGCUCUUCUUCUCUUUGAAGAAAUCGAGAUCUUCUGAUAGCUCUAACAGUCCUCGAUCAGUUGGUUCUAACUCUCCGGUCGAGUCCGAUAAGAAGAAAUCGAAAUCGGAUUCCAAAGAGGAAACUCGGAGCCCUAAUCGGAGCCUCAGUUUCCGACUCUGUCUAAAGACGAAGACGAAGGAUGAUUCAUCAAAGGGCAAAGACGCGUCAUCGUCUCAAGUUCAAUGUCCUAAUCCCGGAAAAUCGAACUUGUCAUCUUCCGGUGAUGAAACGCCUCUUCUGACGUCGGAGGUGAAGGAGGAACCGACUAUCCUUGCCUCAUUUCUGGGUUUGAAUCGAAACAAGACGAGAUCCACCCCGUUGCCACAGGAAGGUACUGGUUCGGACUUAGGCUCGGGUUUGGCGACCUCUGGUUCGGUUAGUGGCAUUGCGAAGAAGGAAGAAGGAAGUAGCAGCCCCGCAUUGCUGGGAACUGGUCAAUUCAAGGUAUCGCCAAGCUACUCUGGUCCUGUAGGAAGGUCAGAAUUUUGCACACCAAAGAAUUGGUAUGAAUUGGAAAAUCCAAGAAAGAGGUUUCAUGGUGACAUCAAGAGCUUUUCUCAUGAGUUGAACUCAAAAGGCGUACGAUCUUUUCCAUUAUGGAAGCCUCGCGGGUUACAUAACGUGGAGGAAAUCUUGAUUCUAAUACGGACCAAAUUUGAUAAAGAAAAGGAAGAAGUUAAUUCGGACCUUGCAACUUUUGCUUGGGACCUGGUGGGCUUUCUAAACAGUCAUCAUGAGUUACAGUUACAAAUUGAAGACUUGCUGCUUUUGGCACGGAAAUGUGUUGAGACUACUCCGGGAGAGUUUUGGUUUCAUUGUGAGCACAUUGUUCAAAAGUUAGAUGAUAGACGUCAAGAUCUUUCCCCUGGGCUGCUCAAGCAGCUUCACACUCGGAUGCUUUUUAUCCUUACCAGAUGUACUAGAUUACUUCAGUUAUAUAAUGAAAAUUGGGAGCAGGAGGUCGUACAAUUACGUCAGUCAAGAGUCUUGCAUUCUGCGGAUAAAAGAGUCUGCACUGGAGAAGUUAGGGACUGGAUGGUUUGGAAAAGAUUUUCAUCUCCAGCGUCGAAGGGUGUGAAAGAAUCUGCAGUAUCAAAAGAGCAGAAUGAUAGCAAAGUUGAGCCUCCAAAGGUAAUAAUUCCAUUUGAGGAAAUAUCAAUUCUGUGUCGUAUAUGCGAGGAGGAAGUUUGCACCACCUACGUGGAAGAUCACUCUAGAAUAUGUGCAUUGGCAGAUAAAUAUGACAAAAAAAGUGUGAGUGUUGAUGAGCGGCUGGUGGCACUUGCUGUAACUCUUGACAAGAUAAUAGAGUUCGUACAGAAUAAUAGCCUAGCAGCGGUAGAAAGCCCAGAUGGUAUGAAAAUAUCUAACGCGAGCUUGACCGAAGAAUCUGAUAUUCUCUCCCCAAAGGCAAAGCGAAGGGAUUGGUCGCGAAGGGUGUCUGAGGACAUGCUUGACUGUUUUCUGGAAGCUGAUAAUUCAGCUUUCAUGGAUGAUAUACGAUGUCGAACUUCAGUGUCAUGCAGAACUCGUUUUGGUCUCAAGUCUGAUCAAGGCAUGACUACUUCACCUGCCGGUCGCAUGACUCCUAGAUCCCCUAUUCCAACCCCUAAACCCGAUCUAAUUGAAUUGUUAUUAGGAGGCAGGGUUGCACUCCAUGACCAGGAUGAUAUUCCUCAGAUGAGUGAACUUGCUGUCAUUGCAAUAUGCGCAGCAAGUGUCAAUCCAGAUGGUGAUCAUUCCACUGAGCUCUUACUAUCUUGUCUCCAAGACUUAAAGGUUGUCAUAAAGAGCAGAAAGUUUGAUGCGCUAAUAGUAGAAACUUUUGGGAAACGCAUAGAAAAUUUUAUCAUUGUUCAGAUCUAUUAUGCUCUCCAGCUCUUGUCAGUUGAGGCAAGAAUAGCUUACGGUGGGAAUGUAUUCCACGAAUACUUUUCUUUAUUAUGUAGGAAAAAGUAUCUUCAGCUGUGCAAGAUUUUGGGUGAUCAAAAAGUUGACCUAUCAAGCACCGUAAUUGAUGAAGAUGCUCCUUUAGAGGAUGACGUUGUUCGUAGCUUGAGGAAAAGCCCAGUACAUCCGCGGGACCGCACAUCCAUAGAGGAUUUUGAGAUCAUAAAAGAAAUUAGUAGGGGAGCUUUUGGGCGAGUUUGUUUGGCUAAAAAAAGAAUGACAGGAGACAUAUUUGCAAUUAAGGUUCUGAAGAAGGCAGAUAUGAUCCGCAAGAAUGCUGUUAAAAGUAUACUUGCUGAACGAGAUAUUUUGAUCAACGUCCGCAAUCCCUUUGUGGUUCGAUUCUUCUAUUCUUUUACCUGUCCCAAAAAGCUGUAUCUUGUGAUGGAAUACUUAAAUGGAGGGGAUUUUUAUUCACUAUUAAGAAAACUUGGUAGCUUAGAUGAAAGUAUUGCCUGCGUAUAUAUUGCCGAAAUUGGUGUUGUGCAUCGUGAUUUGAAGCCUGACAAUUUGUUGAUUUCACAUGAUGGUCAUGUUAAGUUGACAGAUUUUGGGCUCUCAAAGGUCGGUCUCAUCAACAGCACCGAUGAUCUCUCUGGUCCAGUUUUGAGUGGAACGUCUCUGCUUGUUGAGGAGAAACCAAAAUUACCAGCAUCGGAGCAUCAACUUGAACAGCAAGAUAAGCAGUCUGCAGUGGGCACUCCUGACUACUUGGCACCUGAAAUUCUUUUGGGGACAGAACAUGGUGCAGCUGUGGAUUGGUGGUCUGUUGGCAUCAUUUUGUUUGAACUCAUUGUGGGGAUUCCACCCUUCAACGCUGAUCAUCCUCAGGAAAUAUUUGAAAAUAUUCUCAACCGUAAUAUACCAUGGCCUCGUGUUCCAGAGGAUAUGAGCCCUGAAGCCCGUGAUUUGAUAGAUCGGUUAUUAACGAAAGAUCCUAAGCAGAGACUUGGAGCUAGAGGGGCGGCUGAGGUCAAGCAACACAUCUUCUUUGAAGGCAUAAACUGGGAUACUCUAGGAGAACAGAAGGCUGCAUUUGUGCCAGAUUCAAAGAAUGCUCUUGACACAAGUUACUUCCAAAGUCGCUACUCGUCGAGUAUUUCGGAUGAGCAAUGUGUUCCAACCAAGGAAAAGGAAUAUUCUAGUGACCGUGGCAGCAGUGGUUGCUUCAGCAAUCAUCACAACGAGGGGGUUGAUGAACGUGACGAACUUGUAGAGUUUGAAAUGUCUGAAGAUCACCCUUUCAAUAAUUACUCGCUCAAGAUUCAAGUCUGGAUUGAGGCUAUAGAUUUGGUAGUUUAUGAACUUGCUCUCGACCCAAUUCAAAUCAAGAACUGCCUUAGGCAGGAGGAAAAUGGAUAUCGAAACAUUAAUUGGACGCAAAACGGAGAAGCAAACGCGGUUAUUGGUGUUUUGCGAGAGGUUGUGAAAUGCUGUAUGAAGGCAAUUAAGUGA